AUGCAGAGCCGAGCGGAGCUGUACGGAGGCGGCUCGGGACAGGAACAAGCGCUGUCCCAGGAGACGAGCGCAGCAGCACGGGACCCUACCAACCGGAAGAAGCGGGGAUACGGGAAAAGCACACACUGUGCAAGCUUCUGGGACCGCCAAACCGUGACAGAGGUGGAAGAGCCCGUCGUGAUGGCCGAUGGCCAAGACUUUAAACCUGGCACAGCGACAGUCUGCGUUCAAGCCCGACCCCCGCCGGACACGACUGGCUCCCGGCCGUCGCCAAGAACCGGGUCCGCCCGCACCGGGUGGGAAGCUCCGGACGGCGCCUCGAGCAGGACGGCGCGUCCUGAGGGGUCGCUCCGCUCCCUUUUCGCCCGAAGCAAGCGGACGCUCGGACACAGGCACCGAGCCUUUACUAAAACGCCGAGCGUGGUUCCGCUGACGACGCGCCCACGACCAGCGCGUCCCGACGCUGACCCACCGGCCCCAACGAGCACCGGCGGCCUCCCCGCGGCCUCGCCGUCCGGCCGGACCCCCGCUCAGACCGUGAGGGGAGCCUCGGUGUCCCGGCCGGGCCUCCACUUCUGUCUACGGCCUCGCUGCGACACGAGCGACCGGCCGGUAAGGCGAAGCACGCAAGGCCGCAGCCCCGCCCGCGGCGCACGGAGAGCGGGGCCGACGGGCCAGCGCGGGUGCCGCCAAGGCCGCCGACAGCCUGUGGCAGGGACGGGGGAAAGCGAGGCUCUCGGGCCGUUACCCUCCGUUGAAAGCGUAGGGCGAGAAGCGCAGCUGCACGGGGCCCGCGGUGCUGUGGGGCUCCAUCGCCGGGUCUCGGCCGGGUCCCCAGCACCCUACGGCGGUCGACAGCAUCGCACGGCGUGGGCGGCUCCGGGGCUCCGGCGGUGGCUUCCGCGGCGGCGGCUGCUGUCUCACGGCGAGAUGGCGCCUGGCCGGAAGCCCCGUCACUUCCGGCUCCGGCGGCUCCCGCGGUCUCACGUCAAGAGGGCGCCCGGCCGGAAGUCUCGUCACUUCCGGCUCCGGCGGCGCUCCUUCCGGCCGCUCUAUCUCGCGGCUGUCGUUGCUCCUGUGGAGAGCCAGGCGCCCCCUAUUCCGAGGAGGCCGCCAGAUUUCUUUUUUUCCCUAAGAAAGGUUUCCUUUCCCAAGAAAACAUUGGAAUUCACGCCUGAUGGACAAAAAUUUCAAAGUCUGACCAUACAAGAAAAUUGGCUGAACUGUGGAAGCUCGACUACUCUGUGGGCGUUGCCCGGCCCAGCUGCAGAAGCAAGCGGUCCCGGCGCGGGCUGGAGCCUCGGCAGAGCACGGGCGCGGGAGGGUGGGGGCGGCCCGGCUCCCGCGGCUCGGAGCGGCCGGGGUGUGUCCCCGCCCCGAAAGCCGGCUGACAGCCGGGCGGGAGGGAGUCUUCCGCGCUUGCGCAGCGGGACGCGCGUCCCGUUUCGGCGCGCCGCGAGGCCGGGCUGUGGGGGCGGGGCCGGGGGCGGGGCUCGGAACCCGGACUCCCCGAGAGUCCGCGCGCGGGCCUGUGCGCUGCCCUCUGCGGUGUCCCCCUGCGCGACCGUGGACCGGCCCUUGAAGACGCGGGCGAGCAGGCGGUUGGCUCGUGCGGGACGGCUCCGCGGACAUGCGCGCAGCCCGGGGCCGCGGAAGGGUUUCGGGGAGUUUCCGGGGGAGUUUCGCAGGUUUCUCGGUGAGCGGUCGUUCCGGACGGAAGAUUUAGCGGGUUCUGUGCGGGACGCGGCGCGCACUCUUCCCCGGGGGGAGCUCCCGGCCCGCUGGCGUGCGGGGCUCACACGGGGUCUGCGCGUGUUGGUCCGCGUUCCGCGGGGGCAGCCGGCGCCGCAGAGAACGGGAGGAGGAGAACGGCGGGUGCGCGGGAUGCCCUGGCCCGCGGGCGACAAGCGCCGGAGUCCGCGUGAGGACCGUCUGGGCACCGCGCGUUCGGUUUUAGAGCGAGCGGGGCGCCUCACGUCCGGAAGCAGGAGCCGGAGCCCUGCAGCGCGAUGCCGUGGGAGCCGGCGGCGUCGAGUCUGCGCGAACCAGGACCUGUCGGGACCGCGGCCCAGUCCUUACCGAUGAGCGACCCCGAACUCCCAGAGUCCGCGGGCCGGCGGAAACCUUGCAGCUGGCGCUGGGACGGGAGCCUGCCUUCUCCCCGGUGGCGGGGAGUGAGUCUCUUACUUCUUUCCGGUCAAAGCGCAUCCCUUUGCCGCCUUUUCUUCUUUUUUUUCUUUCCAGCGAGGCUCCGCACCGGAUGUGGGGCUUGAAUGCGCAACCCUGAGACUGAAAGCUGUGCGCGCUACGCUGCAGAGCCCGCCGAGGGCUCCUGGGUCCUGGCUGUCCAAGCCGGGGGCGGCCAGACCUGGGGUUUGGUAACGAUUUGCUGAGCCAGCCGGGAGCCGAUGCCCCUGUGGCGUCCAGAUUCCCCCGGGGAGUCCCAGGGCGGAGCAGCUUGGCCUUGGCGGUGUGCCAGGGCUUCCUUGGUAGUUGCCUGGGCUAGGAACCUGGAGGACCGCAGGGAGCUGCUCAGGCUCGCUGGUCUCGGGCAGGGUGUCUGAGGGAUCUGCCCCACAGCCGAGGACACUAUUUCUGUCUCAGGCAGACUCCUUGCUGAUUCCCCAGUGACACUAGCCGCCAGGUUCGUUUUUUGUUUUGAGUGGAAAGGAAGGAGCACGUGAGGAAGCGGACAGACUGCUGGACCAGGUAAGUCCAUUGGAAUGCGUGCCCAUGCGAGCUUCUCCGCUGGGAAGCAUUGUCCAUGCUUUCUCCCUUUGGAAAGGCAUGGCUUUCGGGAGAAACUAAAAGGGACUUGAAUAACAGUCAAUUUAUUAGGAAUUUGGAACAGAUCUGCGUUGGUGUGGGUUGGGGGAUGGUUGCGUUGUGUUAUGUCAACUUUGUGUAUAAUGGGAAAUUCCAUCUCUAUCCCACUAAAGAGCCCCCUGGGCUGAAUUCUGAGUAAGCGAAAGGAAUAUAGCCAGGAAACUAGGACUAUGAAAAAGAUGACCUUUGACUGUAACACAGUUUGGCCAGUGUACCAGUUAGAGAUGUAAGGUGACCACUAAAUGGCCACUUUGGAUUCCUUCCUCCCAUUCAGGUGCCUCCCAAUAAGGGAUCUUGGUUUGGUUCAGUCGGUGAAACUCCAACUUUGGGGAGGAACCAGAAACGAAGCAUUCAGUUUAAUUGGUGAAGCCAACUUCUAGAGAGGGACCAAUGCUGGCAGGGACUCUGGGCUUCAUUUAGUCAUAGUCCUGUUCUGUGUUCUUUCUGAACUUUUGCCCAGGAAGAUGGGGAAUAUUACUUCUGUUCCCAAAGAAGGUCCACGAAGUUGUGUGUGUAUAUAUAUAUAUAUAUAUAUAUAUAUAUAUAUAAUUAUUAUUUCUUAAAG
Messenger RNA from Lutra lutra (Eurasian river otter), 3391 nucleotides. RefSeq names its product serine/arginine repetitive matrix protein 1-like. The transcript is spliced from 3 exons. The record is from RefSeq and is a predicted model, not a curated record. Lineage: Eukaryota; Metazoa; Chordata; Mammalia; Carnivora; Mustelidae. The coding region runs from base 1 to 2085 and encodes 694 amino acids.